This is a messenger RNA of Dicentrarchus labrax (European seabass), 4565 nucleotides long. Its product is annotated as RNA polymerase II elongation factor ELL. The record is from RefSeq and is a predicted model, not a curated record. Gene Ontology annotation, molecular function: cis-regulatory region sequence-specific DNA binding. The coding region runs from base 46 to 1854 and encodes 602 amino acids. Gene Ontology annotation, biological process: transcription elongation by RNA polymerase II; snRNA transcription by RNA polymerase II; positive regulation of transcription elongation by RNA polymerase II. The transcript is spliced from 12 exons. Lineage: Eukaryota; Metazoa; Chordata; Actinopteri; Moronidae. Gene Ontology annotation, cellular component: transcription elongation factor complex.
GAGAGGAAAGCAGCUUUAAUUGCUGGGCAGAGAGAAAAGCCAGCGAUGGCUUCGCUCAGGCAGGAGCACCAGUAUGGGCUCUCCUGUGGAAAAAAUAACAAAAACAGCUCCAACGGGACGCUGUUCCAUGUCAAGCUCACGGACACGGCUAUCAGGGCGCUGGAGGCUUACCAAAACCUCAAGGGAUCUUUACCAAGUGAACCAUCGAUUUGUUUCAAAGGAAACCAAGGGUACAUCAAGAUCCCAGCUCCCACACCAGAGUCACCUUCUGCUCUUCGUGUCUUCUCCUUCUACUUAUCCAGCGACAGCAAAGACCAACCUCAAGCCAGCUUUGACUGCAUCCAUCAAUAUGUUUCAAGUGACGGCCGUGAGCAGCUGGAAGGUCAAGGCAUCAUCCAGGACAAGAUCACAGUGUGUGCCACCGACGACUCGUACCAGAUGACCCGUGAGAGGAUGUCUCAGGUGGAGAAGGACAGCUGGAGCCGCUCUGCCAUUGAGAUCAAACCUGGAGCCACACAUCCAAGUAAAUGCGUGAAGUUCCACAAGAGGCCAGUUUCUCUGUCUGCGUCAGACAGCAGCUUCCAUAAGCAGUCUACCAACAAUCGGAGGAACAGUGGUAUGGCCACGGCAACCCAGAAGCCCUUGAGGGAGCGCAUCAUCCACCUGCUAGCUCUCAAACCAUACAGGAAACCGGAGCUGCUGCUGUGGCUGGAAAGAGAAAGGGCCAGCCCCAAGGACAAGGCUGACCUGGGGAACAUACUGGAGGAGGUGGCAAAAGUGAAUCCCAAAGACAGCAGCUACCUGCUGAGGGAUGACUUCUACAAGCACGUGCAGAGGGACUGGCCAGGCUACAGCGAGGAGGAGAGGCAGCUGAUCAGCAGGCUGUUGGCCAGGAAGUUGCAGCCGCAUAUCAGCCACCAAUCGAGGAAUCUUCAAGCAAAUGUGUCGAUACUGAAGACCUCAGAGGAUACAACGCUACAUCACAGCACAGCAAAAAAUCCUGCAGUGAAACGCCCUGUGCCUUUUGACUCACCGGAAAGGCUAGCUGUUAAGAGACAAAGACUUGCAGACCAGAGGUUGCAACAGCAGCCGACAGUAAACGGACUCUUAAACAAUAAAGGACACAACAUUGCAACUCCUACCCUCAACCCCAGUUUCCACACAAAGACUGAGUUUCAACGGACAAGUAACCAUACUAGUAACCAAAAUGGCUUACCAGGGGUCCACAAUGGAGUUCCUCUAAUGCACAGCACCUCUGACACACCUGUGGGAGAGCAAGAACCCAAAAUAAGCAGCCACCAGCCACCGCAGGUCGACUCUAACUGCGCUCACCAGCAGCUCGCCAACAGCCAGCACAGGAAGAAGAAAUCUAAAAAGCACAAAGACAAGGAACGAGAGAGGUUAAAAGACAACAAGGGCAGCGAAUGGUUAGAGACGAGUCCUGAUAUCAAGCAGAACCCGGACAAACUUGACAAUCCUGACAUCACAAACGCUGUGGCCUCUGAGGAGAAGCCGGAUUAUGUGCUCACAUACGGCACCAUCAUGAGUUUGGAGCAACGUCAGAGGUACCAGGAGGAUUUUUGUGCAGAGUAUGAUGAAUACAAAGACCUCCACUCCCGGAUCGCGACCAUAACUCACAUGUUUGUUCAGCUAGGAUCCAAGAUCAAAAGCUUGUCCCCUGGCACGCAAGAAUAUAAGAUAAUGGAAGACCAAAUACUAGAAAAGUACAACAAGUAUCGGAAGAAGUUCCCAGGAUACCGGGAAGAGAAGAAACGGUGCGAGUAUCUCCAUGAGAAGCUCUCCUACAUCAAACAGCUCAUCAUAGACUAUGACGUCUCACAGGCCUCUUCAUAGCAUCCACUCUCCGCUUUAUCAGUUUUUUUAUAUGGAACUCCCUUCUUUGCAUAAACAACAUAGGUGUCCAACGAAGCGUUUUUAUUGAGAGUGAUAUAAAAUGUUUUGGAUGAAACUUCAGACAUCAACAUGGCAAGCUUCUGCUGGGAUCACAGAUGAUGCUGGGAGCACUAAUGAUAUAGAUCAAUAGCAGAUUCCAGUCUGGUAUUUGUAAGUCUAUUUGUUUUAAAGUUGUCAUUUUUUAACAGAUAUUUGUUGAUGUGAAAAGUCCAGGAAAGAGGGGAAAAAAGUCUUGGUACUAAUGAGAUCUUGCCAUCACAGACAAAAACUAGUUAAAACCAAUUUCAGUGUAAGCCAUUUUCUACGAAAUAUGUAAAAGGUAGCAAAUAUGACUUUAACUUAUUGACUUUGUUUCUGACACUUGUUAAGUCAAACAUUGCUUCAGGCAAGUUUUCCCCUUUCCUUUUUGCAUUAGCAUCAAGAUAUUGAAACUUGAUUUUUAAAUGAAUCUAGAAAGAAAUAGAUUUAGUAUUGGCACAAUGGAAAUAAUCUCACCCCUUGGCACAAAGUAAUAAUUUAGGACUCAGUAAUAUACAAAGUGAUGUUAUAAAAUACAGAUAUCUUGCAAUACAGUGGUGCUGGCUUAUUGUACACUAAAUUCAAAUCCUUUACAUACCUGCUGUCAACCGCUGAAUCCAAUGAGUUAAAACUGGAAAAUAUUAAAAUAGCUGCACAUACUCACAUACUGUAGAACCAGCUGCAAUACAGUACAUUCAGCUAUGUCUCCCAAAUGCACUUGCGUUUAAAGUAUUUAUUUACCCCACCCCAUUCUUUUGAAAGACUGGUAAAGGGACCAAAAUGCUUGGCCAUGAUGGCUGUUGCAAUAAUUUGGUGAGGAAAGAGGAUUUUUCUCCCCAAAGCCAUUACUGAAUCAAUCAGGCAGGUUAAUCAGGCGCCAUGUCUAGUUUAAAGUAUUUCAACCCAGUGGAGAAAAAGAAAGUGUCUUUCCCUCUCAGAUGUUGUCUUCUUCCUUCUUAGAACUACUGAUGUAUUUAUUUUAAGCCCUCUUCCUCCGCUCUGUGUUGUUGACCUCCUCAGCUUGAAGCGUCAGGUCUCAUUAGAUCUUAGAGAAAGUGUUUAUAUCCAAGCAGCUGGGGGAGCGAGGUGGGAGAGGUUGUGAAUAAAUCAAAGGUCCGUGUUGUAUGUUUUGUCUCUGUCUGACCCGACAGAGUUGUGGAGAGUGGCUGAGUUAAAGCUGCUUCAAAGUCCUCUAAAUAUUCAUGUCGAAAUGGCAACAAAAGGCCUCGGCCCCUUCGACAUAUGAUGCCCCUGCCGUGCACUUGAGCUGUGUCUGAAAUUGUUCACUUUCUCACUAUAAAGAAGAAACUGUAUCACACACAAAGCAUGGUGGUACGUUACCGGUUUGUUCACAUUGUAUUGCACUGUUGGAUUAUUUAAGAAUUCAGACAGCACUACAGAACUAAAUUGGGGACUUUGUAGUGGACACUGAAUGAUUUCAGAGUCAGCCCUAGAUAUUUGGUCUCCAGGGAAACAUGGAGCCAUAUUGGUUAAGAUUUUACAUAAGCAGUUUUGGUACUUGUGAAUUUUAAAACAAUAUCCUGGAGGCUUUUCUAUCCUUCAGUUUCCAGUUAAUAAUCAGUGCCCAUUCUUUGCACUAAACCCAGUCUGAAGAAAGGGGGACGACAGACGGAUAAAAUUUCCACUCCGAUUUGUAAUCAUUCACCGUGGUUGCAGUUUUUGUACUGAAUGUUAUCACAAAGUCAAUGACGUAGAAGCCUUAAGAUUACACUUUUUAUAGGACAAAUCUUCAAACUGCCAAUAUCAACAAGGAGUCAUUAUCCACACACAUCUGUUAUCUGCCUUAUAUUAUUGUUAGCUGUUACAUUUAUACCUUUCUUAGCCAUUUCAAUGUUAAAAUGGAUGCCAACAGUGGCUUUGUCACACGUCAGAAUAUUACUUUCUGGAGGAAAUGUUUCAUAAUGUAAUUUAAAAUUUGUUUAGUGCACAGUUUCAUUGGCUAUGGUGGCAUAGCUUACUCAGUUGCAUUUGUAAUCCUUGUGGUACUCUGUUUAUCAUCAUCAUCUCUGAGAUAUGCUCAUAGAUAUAUGUGGCUGAUAUUCCUAUUGACGUCCCAUCUAAAUAUCAUCUUGAUUGGAAGAUUGUCUUCUGUGAUUCCUGUGAUAUUUUAAGCACAAAAGAAAUCCAUUGUUAAUAACUAUACUCAAUCACUUUCAGGUAGUGGGCGGCAAUUAUGAGAAGGUUUCAGGGGGAAAAUGGUAUAUUGUCGAGUGGUUUAUGAAAGACCAUAAUUAUCUGUUGGUUACUGAGUUUGAUGGAGAUCAUAAUUAUAUGGGGGUUAUUGAGUAUGAUGAAAGAAUCACUGGUCUUGAAGACAGAAUAUUUCUUACAAAGUCACUAAAUUAAUUUUAUUUAUCUUCUCUUAAUCACAAGCUACAACAAAAGGUUCAUACGGUGUUCUGUUUUUUGGACUGGUGCUGAAUAUUUACAAGGCACCAGUGUGUACUGCACAGUAGGUGUUUUUAUGUACCACAUACCUGCUGAAGGGAAAGCCUCAUCUUAGUCACAGAGGAGUCAGAGAAGAGAGUAUGCACUAUGGACUACGUUUUACAAAUGUAUACUUUCUCUUUUUCUGUUGUGCAAAGUUCAAAAGAAUAAAAACAUCAAAGUGA